AUGAGUGGAAACCAAGAGCCAACAAAUCCUCGCCAUUAUUCCAGACAGACCCAGAAAAGGGUACGUCAUCGCUCAUAUUCUGCUUCGGAAGCAAGUGAUAGAGACAACCACACACUAGCCCUGGGGUUCGCCGAUAACAACGAUAACACCAGCAAUAAUGGAUCAGGAAAUCAUGGCCACUCAAGAGAUAGGCUUGGCCGUUUUGGCUGGGUGCGUCGAUUCAUGCAAUCUAACAAGCUGAAUAAUGGGCAUGGUGCUAGCAACAAAAAUAAAGGAAAUUUACAAUUACAAGAUGGCUGUUACAACGAUUACUCAUCAGAGCUCGCCUCCUACGACCAACACAAUAACAACAGCUUUUUAUCUAGCAGCAAUAUCUCUUAUUCAGGAAAUCAGAAUGAUAAUGUUUCAAUGAAGCCUAUAAUUUCCAGGUCAAACUCCUCAAAGCUCACAAGACGGAUCACCAAUUCCAGUAGUAUUACUACCAUUAACAAUAACAAUACUGCCCUAAACAAUAAUAACAAUAGUAGCAGUAAUGAUCAUAAUACCCUAGGUGGUAUAUUAAGCCCGCAAACUGACCAGUAUGCGAUUAGUCUACAUAGUGGUAACUCUCAAGUGAAUUCGCAAAGCAACAGUCUCUAUGUCAAUAACCCAAGAAAUGGUUAUGCGUUGGAUGUUUAUUCACUCAAUGAGAACCAAUCCACUUCUUCAAUCGCUAUGGAUGGCAAAUCCCCCCUCAAUGAGUAUAAUAAUGAUAAUGAUAAUCACUAUGAAGCGUCAACGAGACAAUCUACAAAAUCCUGUUUCCCAGCAUCGGUAUUCGAUAAGGAGACCGUAAUGUCUAUGCCAGCAACCAUGGAGACUUCUGUUGCUUCCCUGUCCUUUUUUCCUGUACCAGCUACCCCUAACUAUACAUAUGGUAAUUCAAACCAAGGAGGGUUUUCAACUCUCACUAUGAAUGCGGGAAACUCAGCAAAUUAUACCCGUUCAAUCGCAACAUCAACCCUUAAUAAUAAUGAUUCAUCAUCUGUAAUCACUUUGGCAUCAAGCUCACGCAAUGUUUUGAAUCGCUCGAAAAGUUCUAGAAGGUCCGUUGAAACUUUCAGCUCAAGCACUAUAGGUAUUCCUCCAAGCAGUAUUUUUGAAAGAUUGAACUAUGGUCAUCCAGGUGUGAGUGCGACAAACCCAGGUCUUUCAACACGAACAAGUGUGAACAUCGAAGAUAGUUCUAAUGGUAUAGAAGAAGAUGUGCCGGUAACUGACGAUGGCGAACUGGAAAAUGAUGAUCUUUACAGUUUAAACAAUUCAUUGCGAACUCACUAUUCCUCUCACAAUAACAAUUAUCGCCUGGGGAAUGACAAUAACAGCUUCAUGAGUCACAAAACUGAGAGAUUCAGUUCAAGAAGUGUUAAUAGUGCCAAUGAGUAG
Saccharomycopsis crataegensis is the source of this 1425-nucleotide messenger RNA. RefSeq lists its product as uncharacterized. The record is from RefSeq and is a predicted model, not a curated record. The coding region runs from base 1 to 1425 and encodes 474 amino acids. The transcript has a single exon. NCBI's taxonomy places the organism in Eukaryota, Fungi, Ascomycota, Saccharomycetes, Ascoideales, Saccharomycopsidaceae.